AAAUUGUUUGAGAACCAGACUGCCUUCUACUUUCAUUUUCGAAAAAUUGGAAAACACAUAAUUUGUGCAUUUUUUUUAUCUGACAAAGAACUGUUGAUGCUAUUUCUUGAAUAGACAGUAUGGCAUCUGGAGAUGACAAAACAAAUCUGAAGAUACUUUGCAUUCAUGGAUAUAGACAAACUUCUCAAAGUUUCAGAGAAAGAACAGGAGCAUUCAGAAAAAUACCAAUUAUCAAGAAACACACAGAGUUAGUUUUUAUCACUGCUCCAAACCGAGUUCCAAGUCUGCACGCAGCAGAAGGGGAAGAAUCUAGCACAGACCAAGAUGACAGAGGCUGGUGGUUUUCCAAGGGAGAUAACACUUACAUGGCUCAAGAUUACACAGAUUGUAGUAAAGGAUUUGAUGAGUCAGUGGAACUUGUAAAGAAAACAUUUGAAGAAGAGGGUCCAUUUGAUGGUAUAUUGAGUUUCAGUCAAGGAGCUGCCUUUGCUUCAGUGUUAUGUGGACUAAGGGAACAAAAUCCUGAAUCAUUCAAGUUUGAUUUUGCAAUUUUGGUAGCUGGUUAUAAGAGCAGACAGUCAUCUCACCAGAGUUAUUACAGUGUACCUAUAUCUAUUCCAACAUUACAUGUAUAUGGAGAUACAGACAGAAUCAUACAAAAAGAAAUGAGUGAAGAUCUGUUGCAGUACUUCAUAGAGCCGAGGAUUUUACAGCAUGAUGGUGGACAUUUUAUACCAGCCAGUGCACCCCAGAAAAAAGUUUAUACAGAAUUCCUACAGGAAAUGUUGGACAGAAAACAAAACAAAUCCUGAUGACAGUUAGAUCUAGUCUUUUAAAAAUUGUACAGAUUUGAAUUACUGUAUUUAUUAAAGAAAUUAUAAGAUUA
Messenger RNA from Mercenaria mercenaria, 886 nucleotides. RefSeq names its product esterase OVCA2-like. Lineage: Eukaryota; Metazoa; Mollusca; Bivalvia; Venerida; Veneridae. The transcript has 9 exons. Gene Ontology annotation, biological process: response to retinoic acid. The record is from RefSeq and is a predicted model, not a curated record. Bases 120 to 812 code for a protein of 230 amino acids. Gene Ontology annotation, cellular component: nucleus; cytoplasm.